GGCCGUACCAGCGCUAUGUAUGUGCGACAUUGGCGAAUGUUUUUUGAGAUACUGUCGCUCCCGUUUUAAAAUAUUUCAGGCUGCGGAGCUAAAGGAACGGCGCAAUUAACAGAAACCAAAUGCAGUGAAUCUUGACAUUGUGAAGAAUGUCAGCUCAGUUGGCGGUUGAGACUAUAAACACUGAAGAUGAGCUAGAAUUCGCAACACUUGAUUCGAAUUCUGAUAAAAUGGAAACAUCUAAGAAAGUUCUGAACCAGCUAGAAAACCGACUCAGCGUCAAAGAUAUAAUGAAAAUACAGAAGGUUUUCAUGCAACCAAAUUUUGAAGAAUUUGUUCCACUUAAUAGAAAGAGCUUUAUUGACAAUAUGUUCACAGCUCUUGGAUAUGACAUUGAAGAAGAGUAUGGAGACCUUUUUGACAGAAUUGAUGUAGCACGAGAUGGCUUUGUUGACUGGAACAAAGUAACAACAUUCAUGCUGUUAGAACUUUACGAAAACGAAGAGAGAACAAAGUCUUCACUUGUUCCUCGGUGGAAAGAAAUCAAAUUUCUUCCAAUGCACCAUAAGGAACCUAUUCAAACUAUAGUCUACCUGAAGAAUUCACAUCGCUACCUGAGUUUGAGUAAAGAAGGUUGGAUGAAUGUUUGGGGUGAGAAUUUGAAGCUACAGCAAACUUUACGAGUUACCACAGAUUCUGUAAGAUUGCGGGAUCUCUGGGUUACAAGUAUGGUCUCUUUGACAAAUGUAAAUAAGGUGGCAGUUGCAUUUACGAGUAAGGAGAUUUGCUUUUAUGACCUUAAUUCCAAAGAUGAAUUUUUCUGUCAAUAUAAACUUCAUGGAAUAUGCAACACACUGAUUUCCAUGCACUAUUGGUUUAACCCAGAAGAUGGAAAUGAAGCAGUUCUCACCUUUGGAGACGUUUGUGGGGAGGUCAAUGCUAUUUGCUUUACUGCAGCAUUAAUUUCACUUUUUGAAAGACCAACCAAUUCAACGGAUGAGCAAGAGGCCACUGUAACUAUUACUUGGCAAGAGCUGGUUAAAGGAAACCACAAGUGCUGUUUCACUUUACAACACAAAGGACACAAUAAAGAAUGGGUCAGACAAGUAAGUUACUGUUCUAAUUUGGAAGCUUUCAUUUCCUGUGCUACAACUAACCUGAACACAUUAGUCUUGGGCUGGAAAGAAAAAGGAAUAACCCCAAUGAAAACCACAUCUUUCCAUGUUAAUGAAGGUGUUAAUGCAUUUGAUUACCAUCCUGGACUUAACUUAAUUGCUUCUGCAGCUGUAAAUCAUCAGGUCUACCUUUGGAACCCUUACAUGUCUAAACCCACUGGAAUUUUACGAGGUCAUCUUGCUAGCGUAAUAGGAGUUCAGUUUAAUAGUACACGAAGACAACUCUUCAGUUUUUCCAAGGAUAAGGUUUUACGAAUUUGGGACAUGCAAAAUCAACUUUGUAUCCAGAGGCUUGCUGGAAUAUUUCCAAAGUGCCUGGAAUUCCAAACUAUUCUGUACUUUAAUGAAACCAAUGGCCAACUCUUCACCACUUUCAACAAUCAACUGACGUUGUUGGAGAUGAAGCAAGAGAAUAGUGAAUGUGUGAAAAGUCAUGAAAAAUCCGUUACUUGCGUGCUUUAUAAUUCUCUGUUCAAGCAGGUUAUCAGUUCAGACAUUGGAUCUACUGUGACAGUGUGGAUGAUUGAAACUGGUCAAAAAGUAAAGCAAUUUACUGGGUGCCAUGGCAAUUCUGAGAUUACUACAAUGGCACUAGAUGCCUCUGAGACCAAAUUUUUCACUGCAAGUGUUGAUGGAACAGUGAAGAUUUGGGAUUUCAAUGGCCAUUGCCAUCAUAAACUGAAUGCAGGAAGGGAUCAAGCAGCUGAUAUCUCCCAGAUCCUGAUAUUAAAAAGAAUUAUUCUGGUAUUAGGCUGGGAAAGAAUAAUUACUGUCUUCAGAAUGGACACACUUACUGAAUUUUUUGUUCAGCCUUCAGAAUGGAAGGGGAAAGCCCAGCAUCAAAAUGAUAUCCUUUGUGCAGCAUUCUUACCACCUCAAACCCUUGUAACAGGCAGUUAUGACGGGGAGAUUGUAGUAUGGAAUAAUAAUUCUGAAAAAGCAUCGUCUAGAUUUCACCCAUGCUUGAAGAGAGCUCUGAAAUCCGAAUCAGUCAUUGCAGACAAUCAACUACACCAGCAGGAAGAACCUCAAGCUCUUGAUAAUUUUUCUGCAGUUACAAACAGAUAUUCAUUAUUUAAUGCUGACAACGAGGAUGAUGAAUUCAACUACAUAGUUUCAAGACUAUACUUUCUUGAAGGCAGGAAGAAUGUCUCUAGUACGGGUGGUGCAAACCUUAUAGCCUGCGGUGGUUGUGGAAUUGUUCGCUUUUGGAAUACCUUUAAAAGCCUUCUACUGGCUGAGUUUGAAGCCCAUGCCAAUGCAGCAUCCAUUAUUAUGACAGUUGAUAAAAAAAGUGACUAUCUUAUCACUGGAGAUGUGAAUGGCCAUAUUAAAGUUUGGAACAUACAGGAAUACUGUUUGUGUUCCAGUGACACUGUAAUUAGUGAAGUUCCACCAAUGGUGGUAGCAACACAACCUCAUAAUGAUUGUAUCAGUCACCUUGAAACCUGUGUGCAGGAUGGCCAUUUGCUAAUUCUUUCAGCGUCUGCUGACUGCAGUAUUGUUUUAAGUGACAUUACUGGAUCAGUGAUUGGUGUAUUUGGACAGGAUGAACAUUGGCGAAUUGGUGAGUGUUCACCUCCCUCUGUUACAAAGAUACCAGUCAAAACAGUCAAAUGUGAGAAGACCAUGGGUCAGAAGCAUGUGAGCAGAGAAGAACAUCUAGCAGUUUUGAAACACAGCAUCCCCGUUGCCGAGGAGAAAAUUGACUACGGGAGCAGGUUGAACAUAUGGAAAAGUACAAUUUUAGGUAACAUUUUUAGAGAAAACAGAAUCCAAAAGAAACCUAGACCAUGGUUGUCUGCUUGGGGCAAAUUGCGAAGCCCUAUAGGAACAUUUAGUUGCCUACAAAUGGAAGACUUGGAGAAAGUCACUGAUGUACCAAAACCUGACUUUCUGCAGAAUCCCAACAAAUACUUUGAUGUAAAUUUUGAGGAGGCUGACAAUGAAAAGUUGAUGUUUCCUACAUUUUCUGAAACACUAAAAGUAGCUUUUGAUGAGAAAAGCCUGUUUCCUAAAGAAAUAGUGGGUCGUGAGCGCAAAGCGAAGCUUUUGGAUGAACAGAAUUUAAAUGGAGAUAAAGCUGCACUAAAAAAGAAUACUUCAUGUGUGAAGUCGAGAUCACCACAAAGGACCAUUGCAGGAAUCAAGCUGAGAAAACAGCUUGAUAAUUCCAUCCAGAAAUAAGCAGUUUGAUUUACAAGGAAGAAGAAUUUAUGGAAAUUGACUUCUUAAAAUUCAAAACAGUAUACAAUGAAACAAAAGUUGCCAAUUAAUGAAAUGAGUGAAUUGAAAUAUGCUUCAGCAAAGCCAUAAUCAUUUAAAUUAUACACAAACAGCCUGUUUUAUUAUUGUGUAGCAUGAGCAAAUAUUCUGAUUUUAUGUCUCAAACAUUGCUCACUUUAAUGUAAUAAUGGGUGUGAAAGGAAAAUUGGUUUAUUUUUAAAAGUUUCUUGCUAUUUGCACUUGCACAGCAUAUUUACUACAAGAUACUACAGGCAAAGGUCAGUCAGUAGUAAAACAGGCAUAUGAUUUUCUGAUGAAGGGUCUAGGCCCGAAACGUCAGCCUCUCUGCUCCUGUGAUGCUGCUUGGCCUGCUGUGUUCAUCCAGCCCUGCACCUUGUUGUCAUAUGAUUUUCCUCCUUGUCGAUUCCUGUUGCCAUGGGAAUAUUUUGUUGCAUUUCAAGAUUUCCAGUUAUCAUUUCUUUCCAUAUGUUAAAUUGCUUAAGUUGCAUUAUCGGUUGCUGCAAGCAAGGUUCUCUGGAUGGAAUUUCUGUGAGGGUUCAAAUGAAGCUAUAGAAUUUAGAUAAUGAAGAUAACUUCAUAACGGAUGAAAGAGACAAGGUAUUAUUACCCACCAAACAAGACGGUAUUAUUAAAGGGGCACAAAAGUAUGUUAACAAUAAUGUCACAACAGUUGAUAGAUUUACCGAUCAUCAUAAUCAUGGCACAAAAUACUUUUGAAAACAGUUACAAUACUAAUUUGACUGUUUGAUGAACAACAUUAUAGGUUUGCAUUAUGUGUAGGUGUGAUAGCAAAAUUUACAUGUUUUAACAUUCUACACCAAAUUACUUUGGCACAUUAAAGUUUAUUAAAUCAAUGUAUUGGUAUCAUCACAGUUGUAGUUUGCAGCUUACCUGCUUUCAAUAAAUGGAAUUCAGUUGUAUCAUUACAA
Rhincodon typus (whale shark) is the source of this 4348-nucleotide messenger RNA. Its product is annotated as WD repeat-containing protein 49. Bases 147 to 3359 code for a protein of 1070 amino acids. Lineage: Eukaryota; Metazoa; Chordata; Chondrichthyes; Orectolobiformes; Rhincodontidae. The record is from RefSeq and is a predicted model, not a curated record. Gene Ontology annotation, molecular function: calcium ion binding; protein binding. The transcript is spliced from 20 exons.